AGCAGAGCCAGCCAGAGAGGAGGGUUUACAUGGACUAUAAUGCAACCACCCCCCUGGAGCCAGAGGUUGUCCAGGCCGUGACCGAGGCCAUGCGGGAAGCCUGGGGAAAUCCCAGCAGCCCUUACCCGGCAGGUAGGAAGGCCAAGGAUAUUAUCGAUGCAGCUCGGGAAAACCUUGGGAAAAUGAUAGGUGGGAAGGCUCAAGACAUCAUCUUCACUUCCGGGGGCACUGAGUCCAAUAAUUUGGUGAUCCACUCCGUGGUGAGGCAUUUCCAAACCAUCCACACCUCAAAGGGGGACACAGCCAAGUGGCACAGCCCAGUGGAGGGGGCCACGCCCCAUGUCAUCACCUGCACUGUGGAGCACGACUCCAUCCGUCUGCCUCUGGAGCACAUGGUGGAGGAGCAAGUGGCCGGUGAGCACCCAGCCUAGGCUGCAGCAGGGACAGCUCUGCUGACCCGACUGGCUGAUUCAGUGGGGAGGGUCCCCGGGGACAUGGUGAGACAUCACCCUCCUGCGCUCGGGCUUCCUGGCUGUCCUCAUGUAGGGGACACAGCCUGUCCCUCCAGGCUGCCACCUGGGUGUCAGUAGAUGCCAUGAGGUUUUCCCUUAAAAAAAGGACAAUCGGGUAUAUGCAGAUGAUGUUUCAAACUCUUGUAUACAAUAAAUUUUUAAAUAACAUGUCUAUAAAAUACUAAAUGGUGCUUUUCAUUGUUUGAUUUUAAUAAAUUAAAUUUUGGCUUCCGCUCCUCUGAUAUGAAAAAGGAUCAAAUAGGCAUCCCCUUCAGGGGGUCAGAAUCAGGGGCUCUCAGUGAGGCUGGGGCAGGGGGCCCGGCCUCCCCCAGAGCAAUGCCAGGCGGUCCGAGGGAUGAGUCAGGCUUAGCCUGCAGUGAUGAUGGCCCUGUCAUUGUCACACAGAAGGAACUGGUCCUUCUUUCACUUUUCCUGUGAUACCAGGUUAAGACCACUCACUUGAAAACGUAAGAGCC
This is a messenger RNA of Myotis brandtii (Brandt's bat), 988 nucleotides long. RefSeq names its product selenocysteine lyase-like. The coding region runs from base 30 to 431 and encodes 133 amino acids. NCBI's taxonomy places the organism in Eukaryota, Metazoa, Chordata, Mammalia, Chiroptera, Vespertilionidae. The transcript has 6 exons. The record is from RefSeq and is a predicted model, not a curated record.